Hyposmocoma kahamanoa is the source of this 1554-nucleotide messenger RNA. It is a transcript of the gene Rpp21, whose product is annotated as ribonuclease P protein subunit p21. The transcript has 3 exons. The record is from RefSeq and is a predicted model, not a curated record. Lineage: Eukaryota; Metazoa; Arthropoda; Insecta; Lepidoptera; Cosmopterigidae. The coding region runs from base 99 to 461 and encodes 120 amino acids. Gene Ontology annotation, biological process: tRNA processing. Gene Ontology annotation, cellular component: nucleolar ribonuclease P complex.
AGCUGAUCGUCAAUGUCAAAUGUAAUUUUUAGGUUAUGUAUAUCGCAAACUAAAAUUAUUUGAUAAUUAAUGGUUUUUGUGAAAUACUAGAAAGUAUAAUGAAGAAAGUACAAGGAUACGAUUCAUUUCAGCGUAUAAACUAUUUAUACCAGGCCAGUAAAUGUAUAGCUGAGAAGCAUCCAGAGCUCUCAUCUUAUUAUGGGAAUCUCAUCGUCAAUCUAGCUAAAAAAAAUGUCCUCAAAAUGCAUCCAGAAAUUAAACGUCAAAUCUGCAGGAAAUGCCGUUGCAUACUUAUGAACGAUUCUACAGCAAUAAUAAAAAUGAAGAAUAAAAGACAAUCAAACAUUAUAGAGUGGACAUGCAAAACCUGCAGUACAAAAAAGUCUUACCCUAUUGCUAAGAAAAAAGACCAUAGAGUUUGGGUAGAGAAACCCGAAGCGGUCGUUGAAGUUAUCAAUUGACAAGAAAAAAAGGAAUUUUGUGGACAUCUGAGGAAAAUGAGAGAUUCGACGGCCAUUCUUUCAUUGUAUACAAGUUUAUUGUGUCCCAUUUUGUGGCUCUCCGGUCUCCCUUCCAUUAAUUAAAAAUAAAUACUUAGGUGAUUUUGCUAAAGAGUGUGCAUAGAAGAGGAGGAAAUGGCCGCGCACUUCUUCAAGUCUUCAGCAGAUACAAGAGGGUGCUGCGGUUCCUGGAGGAGUUGAGUGGCAUGAGUAGAGCCUUGCACCCACCCACUCGCAAAAUAGACGCUAGAUGUCAAGAAUAUAUUUUUCUUCAAUAUUAUUCUAGUUAGUGAAUUAAUGAAAAAUAUAAUAUUAUAUCGAUGUAAAUACCUAAUGAGCAUGUGUAAUUAUUAAGAUUCUAUUAAUACAAUUGUAGAUAACAGAUUCGCGUUAGAAUUUUCGCCAUGUUGCCGCUCUUACCACGUAACGUACCUAAUACGUACGAGAAAGUGAUGGGUAACCCUGCCACGUCACGCACGUGUGUGCGUACAAAAAAGUCAAGUCAAGCGCAAGUGUUUGCGCGUGUGCAGAUAGUGCCUUGCUGUAUGUAGUAGUAGUAUUAGUAGGUAAAUAACUUUCGACCGUUGUGUGGAGAGUCCGGGGUGUGUACCUAAGCUAUAAUUUAGGUUACGAUGGAACUGCCGUAUACAUUGUAUAAAAGGUCCUAAAUAUAAGAGUUGUUUUUAAAAUACUAAUAAUCUUGCAGGACCAGAUUACGAACAUCAUUAACAACAAUUAGUUCCGUGAUUUUUGACAAAACACGAAAUUGUAGUGCGUUUUUUUGGCUUUCUGAAAUCUUAAUAUCGGGUACCUACGCGAGCCUAUUAUUGGAUAUCAGAUAUUAGGAUACUUUUAUAAAGGAGAACUUUAAAGCUUUCCAUACAUGCAAUUAAUUAUUUUUUUAUGUUCUAUAAAAAUCUAUAUAAGUCUAAAAUAGUUUUUUUUUUUAUGUUUGAGUGUAUUAUUUUUUUGAAGAAUGUUAAAGUUCUUUAAUAGGAUCUCUAAUAGAUGUAAUUGAUGUUUAAGUUCCUAAUUACCCAAUCAAAGAUUGAUU